Symsagittifera roscoffensis is the source of this 8207-nucleotide messenger RNA. Its product is annotated as unconventional myosin-XV-like. The record is from RefSeq and is a predicted model, not a curated record. The transcript is spliced from 40 exons. NCBI's taxonomy places the organism in Eukaryota, Metazoa, Xenacoelomorpha, Acoela, Convolutidae. The coding region runs from base 88 to 7902 and encodes 2604 amino acids. Gene Ontology annotation, molecular function: protein binding; cytoskeletal motor activity; ATP binding. Gene Ontology annotation, cellular component: myosin complex; cytoskeleton.
UGUUGUGAUAAACUUAUUAAAUAGGUUAGAAUGAGACUGAAAAAAUACACCACGUAAGAGAUAUGAUACAAUCAGACAGCCUAUAAAAUGCAACAGGGCGACCUUGUGUGGUUUGACUCUGGCCUGGGCUUCCUCUCGCCCGGUCAGGUUAUGCAAGUAAAGCGCAACCCAUAUGUAGUGUCCAUACUCAACGAAGACACCAAUGAGCGGGUGCAGUUGCCGGCGCGCACAGUCUUGCCUGUGAGGGAGAGACUCCCUGAGCCCAAUGGAGCAGAUGACAUGGUCCACCUGAAGGACCUCCACUCCGGAUCCAUCCUGCAGAACGUCAUGCUACGAUUUGAAAAUGCACAGAUUUAUACAUACAUAGGCAGUAUCCUUUUGUCAGUCAAUCCCUACAGACUCAUCAAAGACAUGUACGGCAACAGAGCUAUUGAGAGAUACAGAGACAAAGUACUCGGAGACCAAGCACCGCAUUUAUAUGCAAUCGCCAAUGAAGCAUACGUCAAUGUGUGUACCAAGAAUGAAGACCAAGUAAUUGUUGUCAGCGGCGAAAGUGGAGCAGGAAAAACAGAGAGCACUAAACUUAUUUUGCAAUAUCUCACAAGUGUCUCAUCUCAGAGGAAACUAUCCAAAGGAAAACUCAUCUCAGAUCAGUUGCUUGAAAGCAGUCCCUUGCUGGAGAGUUUUGGAAAUGCGAAGACGUUGAGAAACGACAACUCUUCGCGAUUCGGAAAAUUCAUCGAAGUGAAGGUUGCCGACAAGUUAAUUGUGGGCGCGCAAGUAAAGGAGUACUUGCUGGAGAAGUCGAGGAUAGUGUACCAGGCAGGUAAUGAGAGGAACUACCACGUGUUCUAUGAGAUGCUGAGUGGGAUGAGUGAACAACAGAAGUCCAAAUACGGACUGUCCACUCCAAACUACUUCCAUUAUCUCAACCAGGCUGGUGGCGAUUUGAGCUGUGUGAGCAAGAAUGACUUCGAGGACUUUCAGCGACUCAUCUCAGCCAUGGACGUGCUCUCCAUCUCCCAGACGGAACAAGACGGUAUCUUCUCCAUCCUGGCCGCUAUUCUCCAUCUGGGCAAUGUGCAGUUUGUCACUCAGGGGGAAGACGGGGACGAUGCGAAAGUGAAGGAGGACACAUGUGUUCACGCGGUGUCGUCCUUGUUGAAGGUCAAGCCGAGUGAUUUGGUGGAUGACAUCACGUACAGAGUGACGGAAACCCGGGAUGAGAAAAUUUUCACCGCCUUGAAGAUAGAAGAGGCGAUUGAAGCGAGAGACGGAAUCGCAAAGGCCCUGUACGCCCAUCUAUUCAAAUGGCUGGUACAGAAAGUGAACAAAACGAUAGGCAAGACACUGAAUGCUCCAGCAAUUAAUCUCCUGGACAUCUUUGGGUUUGAAGUGGUUCCCAAGAACAGUUUCGAACAGUUGUGCAUAAAUUAUGCCAAUGAGUCCCUCCAGCAAGUGUUCAUUCGCAGUGUGUUCAAAACUGAGCAGAUGGAGUACCAGCGAGAGCGCAUUGAGUGGCACAGUUUGGACUACAAGGAUAACAUUGUCACAAUAGAGCUCAUGAGCAAGAAGCCAACUGGAUUAUUGCAUAUAUUGGAUGACCAAAGCAACUUCCCUCAGGCGAGUGACAGUUCCUUUUUGGAGAAGGCGAGUCAGGUGCACUCGGAGAGUGAGGCGUUCCAGGUGGACAGACUGAGACAGCUGCAGUUCACAGUGAGACACUACGCAGGUCCAGUAAGCUACUCCGCCUCCGGACUCCUGGAGAAGAACAAGGACAGACUGCGCUUCGAGACACUCUGCCUGCUGGCCGACAGCUCUCAUCCCUUGGUGAGUGAAAUAUUUGCUGAGCUGCACACCUUCGAGCUAGACCGCACAAUCGGCCAUCGGUCGGGUGGUGACAUUGCUAAGUUAGUGGCAUCGGGAAAAGUGACGAAAACUCAAGCGACCACCAGGUCCCAAGGAGCACUGAGCAAAAGAAAGGCGCCAACGGUGGCUGCAAAAUUCCAGACUUCCCUCAGCAAUCUGAUCACAGUAAUCGGACACUGCAAUCCCUUCUUUGUCCGCUGCAUCAAACCCAACAACACAAAGAGUCACAAAGAGUUCGAUAGACAGUUAGUAGUUGCACAGCUCAACUACUUGGGAAUCCUGGAAACAAUCAAGAUCCGAAAACUAGGAUACCCUAUCCGCAUGUACUUCGCCGCCUUCAUCAACCGGUACAGAUGUCUGAUGCUGGAACUCUAUGGGUCCAGGAACGUCGCCCGUACUAUGCAAGCGAGGGAAAUAUGUGAACUAUAUCUAAAAGGACUGCAUCCAAAAUACAAUCAGCAGUUUCAACUGGGUCUUACCAAGGUGUUUAUGCGCGAAGAUCUUGAGCGAUUCCUGGAAGUGGAGCGCAAUCGGGUCACUUGGGCAGCUGCUGCCAGAAUCCAGUCAUGGGCCAGAGGUGUGGCUCUGAGAAAGAAGUUUCUGCUGAAACGACAGUCGGCUAUUGUGAUUCAGAAAUACUUCCGACAAUACUCUGCCAAGCAGAAAUAUUUGCGCUAUAAGUGGGCAGUGACUAGACUGCAGGCCUACAGGCGAGGCAAGCAAACGAGACAGCACUACUUGACACUUAGGAGCAGACACAGGACCAAGACUCAGCAGGAUGCGAUCAGGGCUCUGGAGGCGUCCAUACAGCAGUCCAACGACGUGUACUUGGCCAGAAUGGGGGCCACGAGGCAGACCAUGACUUAUGUGGUGCCCGAGGACCUGGCGGAGAUCCUGAGUGGUGAUCUGAGCUGGGCUAAUGUAGAGGACGACGCAGUGGCUAGGAUAGAACACAAAAAUGUGGCUCUCAAACUUCUGAAUCUGGAAUUGCCUGACAGAAUAGACAGCUACUCCCUCUCCAAGUACACCAACAUCAACCUCAGGGGCGACCUCAUUUGGGGCGAGUGUCGUGAAUGGCUUCAAAUGCCGUACCACGUGCGAAUCCACGAAUCUUACUUCCCAUUGGUAGAAAUGCUGAACAAAACUUUACUUUACUGUCUGUACGAAGAGAGUCUGAGUUGGGAACACAUGAAAGUUGUCUGUGCUUAUAUUAUAAAGAUUGUCCAAAGCGAACCUGUGUUGAGAGACGAAGCAUAUAUCCAGUUGUGCAGUCAAACGUGGAGACUGAAAAAUAACAUGCACCAGAAGCGAGCCUGGAUUAUAAUGUGUGCAUUUUUGGACACUUUCCCUCCGAGCCCGCAGUUUUCAAACUACCUCCUGAAAUACGUAUCGGACUGGGCGUUCAAUGGGUACAAGUCAAUUUGUCAGCAGAAGUUACUGAAGUGUAGUCUUGCAACCAAUCACGUGAUCAUGAGACGGGGUCCUGUUACGUGGCUGGAAUGGCUAGCAAAUGAUAGACUACUCGGAACGUCUAUCGAACUCUCACUUCUGGACUCUUUGAGUCACCUGACCCAAAUUGACUCGUGGGAUACUUGUGAAGAAGUAGUUCUGCAUUUGAUGCACUAUCUGAAUUUACCAGAUGAGAAUUGUAGUGGAUGGACGUUGUCGAUGCUGAAACCACAGGUGUCGCAAUAUUCGAUGGGCAACGCUGAACCGGACUACGCCAUCGAGGAGCUGCCCGGAUACUCAUUUGUGUUUGACUCUAUUGCAGAAACGGAGUACCUGUCGUUUUUUAUGCAGUCGAGUGGUGAAGAAAACCAUGUCACGAAUACGCCUCAGCCAGCUAGUGUAAACAGAAUGAACUCUCACUACACGAAUGAUGACUAUCCUCAGCCAGACUACAGCAUGUCCUCCCAUCACGACUUCCUUAUCAGAGGGGUCAAGGACGAAUGUGAAAAAGUAGUAUCCCAACAUGAACAAAAUGACUCACAGCCAAGUCAGCAACAACUAGUAAAUCGACUAAUGAAAGCGAUCAAGGGCGAGGAGACGAACUACAAGUCAGUGGAACCAACGGCUGAGCUGAAUGGGGAUGUGAAUGGAUCCAGUGACAAACAGAAGAAACCGGCUCCCGUGGCUCCUGCAUCGCAUGCAGUGUCUCAGAGCAUCAAAGUCAUUUCAAAUGCCCAUCAAUCAGGAGCAUAUAAAUGGGAUGCCUCUGAUUUUGGGAAACCCCGAGAGAUGACUGCGAAAGAAAUGAAGAACUCUGUCAAACUUCUGAAGCAGAACAAAGCAGGGCAUGUUUUGAAAGUAGCAGAGGACUUCAAAAGUCAAGGUAUUUUCCUGGCGGGACGAGGGUUGGGCGACCAUCUGGACAAGAAGCAAAUGUCGGUCUCCCAAAGAAACUCAGCGGAGAAGUCUAGUGGGGGAGACCAGGGAUCCAGCAGACCAAGAGCAGGAGUCGCUCUCUCGGGGGACUCUGGAAGUGACGGUAGCAUGAAUGGAUCUCUGGGGGAGAAAGCAUUGGCAGUCCAGAGAAUGAUGGAGCUGAGAGUGAAGAGUGUGCCUGACGUGAAAGAUGCAAGGGCCAAUCUGUUAAAUGAAAUGAAGCGGAAAAAUCGAGCCCGGUCGGAAGUGUAUCUCGGGAGUGAAAACGACGGAGAAGAUGAACCUGACAACCUAUUCGCAGACACAGAAACUGGCUUCUCAAUUCCAGAACCACCUGCUCAAUUUGGGGCGAAGACUACGACAAAUGUUUCCAAGAAUUAUGACACUUCAGUCGGGCAGCCAAGAGUUGCACCUCCUGUUGCAUUUUCAGCAAGCACGAAGACAAUUACAGAAAACAGGAAAAGCCUGUUCAACAAAGAUUUGGCUGUUCAAGAAGACGAAAAAACACAUCAAGAAGCGCUUAGAUUGCUGAAGCGGAAUUCAGAGUUGAAACAAGAGCGUGACAACGAAAAUAAGAAACCAGUAAGAAGAGAAUCCUCGAAGCGACCUGCUCUGAACAGUCUGGUGGCAUCGUCUAAAAACAGACAUCUGUCAACCGUAUACGAUGGAGAAGCGGAACAUUCUGUACAUAUGACGCCUUCCGAAGCCGUCAAAUAUGAAAUGGAACAAGGGGUACCACCCUUGGUUGCAAACGGAGCCAGGAACUCAAUCUCCGAAGUGAGGUCAACGACAGUCUCAGAUGCGCAGAUUCAGAAGCCGAAGAACAGCAGUGUUGCGGCGCAACGAGAAAUGACGUCAUCAUCGGCUCUCAGUUCUCGGAAAAUGAGUCAGACUACAAAUGUGUCGUCAUCAACCAAUCCGACGUCCAUCACACAGGGGAAAGUGAGCUCGGCGGUGAAGCGACUGGACUCCGUGCUGAAUAACCAGAAGCCUGUUGUGAUGAAGCCAGAGGUAUACGAGUUCAGAACGUCCAAAGUGGAGAAUUACAAGGAAAGCGUGGCGCUGACUGUCAGAAAAUUUGUCAUUGAUGAUAUGGGAAACACAGUGUUGCUGCGCACGAAGAAAACGCCUUUCCUCAGAUAUGAUCAAGUGCCUUGGAAGUUUUUCGUCAGAAAAGAGAUGUUUUCUCCUACCGAGAAAGUGGAACAUCCGAGGCUGAAAACCCUUCUGUUCCACCAAAUUGUAUCCGACGUGUUCUCAACUGGAUCCCGCAAAUUGAACGAAACAGAACAGUCCGAAAUGAUCAAAUACCUAACAGACAACAACGUCCGAAACUUCAAUGCCGCAAACUACAUUCCAGACGAAGUGAAAGACCACGUGAUUCAAUCUGCGAAAAGCUGGAAGUUGUAUUUUACUAGAAUUUAUCCAGUUCUUGUACAUAGAGAUAGCAUCAGGUCUAAAAGCAAAUAUCUGAACUUCACCCAUAUUGCCACAUCACACAGUGGAUUGAAACUGUUGUCCAAUGAAAAUGCAGAGGGAGAGUUCAAAAUAGUGAUGGAGGUUUACUACCCCACUAUAAAAGUUGUGCAGUUUGAGCAGAAGAUGAAAAAAUUGGAACUAAGGGUUCAAAUCGGCAAACAACAGAUGCAUGAGCCUAUUGUUGUGUUCACAGAACAAGGCUACUUCUUGAUGCGACUCAUUCAGAAGUACCGCAGUGAACUGCAAAACACCACUAAAGCACUGGUCAAAGCAGUCGACCAUCACCACACGACAGAAAUUGGCGACUUGCAAUUCCGAAAGGGUGACGUCAUCAGAGUCCUGGAUGAGCAGCCUCUGGAACCAGCACUCCUGGGAGAAGUGAACGGAGUUGUCGGCCAAGUGUCCAAGUCUAAAAUUAAGACAUAUCACGUGAUUCAGGAGACCACAGAUGAUUACCUCAAUGAGUCUGUGAUUACGACUGAAAGGGCGAUGGCUCUACAAGCCGAUUCUGAUCACUCGGUUGUGAUGUCGGACCAGGAUGUUGCUUCGAUGGAUAGUCAAAGCUCUGUGAUCUCAUGGGAUCUGAUGUCGCAAUCUUCUGUCACUGAUCCGUCGCUGCCCGUGAUGAAGGGAUCGAUGCUGGAGUAUGCGAUGAACCACUUCCGACCUCCAAAGGACUCAUCGGCAAAAGUGCGCCCUGCUCUGGCACAGGACCACGUGAUGCGUCUGCGAAAGAGACUGCACCAUACUCGGGAGCCAAUCAAGAAGUCCUUGACUGACUUAAAGGCAGUGAGUGACAACUUGUACGCCGUGAAAGUGUUCCGAGAACUGCUGAGAUACGCGGGAGAUAUAAAUCUCAAGCAGAAGGGAGAGUUCAAAAUUGUCUACGAAAUUCUCAAGAUAUCAAAGUUAUCGGUGCAAUUGUCUGAUGAAAUCUACUGUCAGAUUAUCAAGCAAGUUACGAGAGCCGACUAUGACAGAGGGAGAGACUCUGGAUAUUUCAAGUACUGGCGCAUAUUUGCUCUCUUGGCCUCUUACUCGCAGUGUUCUACAACCCUGAAACGAUAUUUAUGGCGAUUCCUCAACAACUCCGCGUCCAGACAUCCACCUAACAUGCGAAACCUGGUCCUCCAGAACCUUGCCAAAACGUUCAAGUACGGAGGUAGAACGGAACUUCCAGGGGUGAGCGAAAUGCGAGCCUUCUGUGAUUACCGAUCGAGUAAGAGACAGUGUUUUAUUUUACCCGGAGGUGUGGUGAAGACUGUGAAAGUGUUCACGGCAACAUUAAUCUCUGAGGCUGUUUCAAACUUGGCUCUUCAGAUCGGAAUUCAUGACCCUGAAGUGGCUCAGCAGUUUGGAGUUGUUCUAAUGCAGAAAGCAAGAUCAGGUGAGUCGUAUGGGCUGCCAUUGCAAGAGAACAGCUACCUGAUGGAUAUCCUCACUAGUGUUGAGAGUGAGAACAAAGAGUGUGACCUCAGAUUCCACAGACUGUUCUGGACUGUGCCCAUCAACAGGUUCCCACCCCCAGCCAUCAACGCUGUAUUCGCUCAGACGAUCAUUGCGUACAAAGAGGGAGACCUGAUCACGGCCAACCGGGACAGACCUCUUUCGGAGGAGAAGUUCAACCUCAUUUGCAAACUGGUGGCCAUCGAUGUCAAGCUGUCUGCCCCUGAUUUGGAAAUCAAGCAAAUCGAACCGAGAAUCGUGUACAACUUUGUACCCGAAUUUCUGCAGCCCUUCUGGAAUAAUGGAAGCUUCCACCCUAAGCAGUGGGCUAAUGAAGUGCAGAAGAAUCUGACAGAGUUGCUGAGGUUUGCACCUGACCAGGCCAAGCAGCAUUUUGUCGAACUGGUGUCUAACCUGGCGUUGUUUGGAGCUGCAAUCUACCCGACUAUCGCGACUGAGAAUAAUCGAGUUGCAUUUGUUGCGGUCACAAAAGCCGGCAUCAGUUGUCUCAACAAAUCCAAGGGCAUUCCUGUGAAUUUCAUUGGGAUGGAGAAUAUCCUGGACGUGCAGCCGAUCAAAGACAAGUACAAGCAGUGCCUGAUUGUCAAGCACGGCAACUUCAUGCACCCAUCCACUGACCGCAUCAACUGCUCAUACGUUCACGAGGUUGCCAACUUUGUGCUUGGAUAUCGUCACAGAUUGGGACUAACAAUCAAUAAUUAAUUCGAAGAGAAAAGAAAUAGCGGAAUACCACUACUGUAUUUCAGCAACUAAUAAGCAGCAAAUAGUUUUCAAAGAUAAUCAGAUGCUUCCUUACAUGUGGGCGUAGUUAGAUCACUAUCUGUAAAUAAGUACACAGAUCACGCUAGCUUUAUAGUUUUGCAGUUUCUAUUCUAUACAAAUUUGUAAUCUAUGAUCAGCAAACAUAUCACUUUAUGUUGUAGAAUUGUCUAAUUGUAAAUAUUUGUAAAUUUGAUCUAAAUGUUUGAAAUCAUAAAUAAGAUUGAAUUCAUCCUUUUACAAUUGAA